Messenger RNA from Tupaia belangeri chinensis (Chinese tree shrew), 4389 nucleotides. RefSeq names its product centrosomal protein 72 (gene CEP72). Bases 1789 to 3699 code for a protein of 636 amino acids. Gene Ontology annotation, molecular function: protein binding. Gene Ontology annotation, biological process: spindle organization; regulation of protein localization to centrosome; centriole replication. Gene Ontology annotation, cellular component: centriolar satellite. The transcript is spliced from 12 exons. Lineage: Eukaryota; Metazoa; Chordata; Mammalia; Scandentia; Tupaiidae. The record is from RefSeq and is a predicted model, not a curated record.
GCGGGCGGGCGCGGCCGCCGCGGCCCAGGUUCCGAGUGCGCGUGUCGUCGAGUGUGCAGGCCCUGCGGUCUCUGGCGCUUGGUGCCGGUCCCCAGCGAGACCUGCGGCCUGGAGGGAGAGCCGCCCGCCACCUGCGACCGGGCUGGGACGUGCUGGGGCUGUGCUCGCCUCGCUGCCUCGUGGCCGGGGUCUGCAGGGACAGCCGCUCCUCCGUCCCCGACCCGGGGUCUGCGCCUUCUGGUCUCUUCAGAGACGUUUUCAAAGAGCUUGCAGUUUGGUUUGACCGAUUUUCUGCAGAUGGUUUUCUGAUUUAAGAGUUCAUUGGUUUCUGCCCUGUUAUUUUUUUUCUUUCUGCUCGCUUUGCAUUUAUUCUGCUUCUCCUUUUUUCUGGAUUCUUGGAGUGAAAAUUCAGAUCAUCAAUUUGAGGCUCUUACUAAUAUAACUAGUGCUAUACAUUUCCCUCUAAGCGCGACUUUGCAUCCGCAAGUUUGUUAUGCUGCUUUUUCAUUGUCACUCAGCUUGACAUAUUGAAAGAAUUUCCAUAAGACUCACUUUUUGACCCAUGGAUUAUUUAGGAGAAUGUUCUUAUAACUCUGUUUGGACGGUUUGCUGGUACUUUUUUCUGUUGUUGAUUCUGGCAUGAUUCCACUGGGUUAGAAAACACAUUGUAUGUGAUUUUAAUUUUUAUAGUUAUUGGGACUGGUUUUAUGACCCCAAAUCUGACCUAUAUCGUUUGAAAUUUCAGUGCACUUGAAAGGAAUGUGGAUUCUGCCCUGAGUGGAGUAUUAUGUAAUUAUCUGUUAGAGUCUGUUGGUUAAUGCAGUAGUUCAGUGCUUUUGUAUCUUGCUGAUGUUCUGAUACCAUUUACAUUUAAUGUAAUUAUUAAUACAGUAGAACUUAAAAGUGCCAUCUUAUUGUUUUUGUACCUUUUUGUUUAUUAUUUUGUUUCCUCUACUUGCCUUCCUAUGGUAACUUGAAUACUUUUCACUCUCCCAUUUUAACUUCUCUAUUACAUUUCAGAGCAUGGUCAUGCACUGUCUAACAAUGAAAGAUUGUGUAUGUGAUCAUAGUCCCGCGAGACUCUUAGUACCCUAUACCAUAUGCCAUCUCAGUCUGUGUAAGUACACUGUUCACACAGCUAAAUCCCCUAAUGACACGUUUCUCAGAGCAUAUUCAUGCUGCUGUCAGCUUCAGGAUCAAAGGUACAUGCAUGCUCCCAGCAUGCUGGGAGGUCCCAGGAUGUUCUAUGGAGCUGCUCCUGUGAGCUCUUUGUGUUAUUGUGGGGUUUUUCUUCUUCUAAUUUCUCAAAAUUCCCUUUUUAUUGUCAGUAGCUUUAAAAUACUUGUAGAACAGUCUGAUUUCUUUGUCAUCUGUUUGUGUCUGGUGAUUGUAUUUUCUCAUUCAAAUUGAGACUUCUGAUUCUUGGUCAUUUUAAAUUUUUUAUCUUGUGAACAUUUGAGGUAUUAUCUAGUAUGUCUAACCAGAGGGUUCCUAUUUAAAUCUCCUUUCUCCUCACUGGCACUCGCUGGAUGCUGCCUUACUCGUAGAUUCCUGCCGGCUAGGAGUGUGCCAGCCAGGCAGGUCAGGUCCAUUUGUACAGUGAUGUGCGUGGCAGCUGUAUGAGGUGCGUUUUUUCUUGGUGUUCAGUUGAAGUCGAACCCAUGUGAAAGGAGUCUGUCCUCCCAGGUCCCCUCCUGGGCUGUUGACCAGAGAGGAGGCUCAGCCUUACUUGUGGUCUGUGUCCAUCGGUGUUUCUGAGUUGCCAGCGUCUUUAGUGCCUAGAUCAGAAUGUACACACACAAGCAGCCAAAGCCAGAGUCGACGCUGGACCUCACUGCUGCGUCCUUUCUGGAAGCUAGAGCUGAGCUUCGAUCAUUAUCUAUUCCUGGGACUUACCAAGAGAAGAUUACUCACUUGGGAAAUUCUUUGAUGAAUUUAACAGGUCUAAAAUCUUUAGAUCUUUCACGCAACUCCUUAGUUAGUCUAGAGGGCAUCCAGUACCUGCUGGCACUGCAGAGCCUCAACCUCUACUACAACUGCGUCUCCUCGCUGGCGGAAGUGCUUCGGCUCCACCCCUUGACGGAGCUGGUGGAUGUGGACCUGCGGCUGAACCCCGUGGUGAGGAGCGAGUCUGACUACCGCCUGUUCGUUGUGCACAUGCUCCCCCGGCUGCGGCAGCUAGAUGAUCGUCCUGUGAGAGAAAGUGAGCGGAAGGCUUCGCAGCUGCAUUUUGCAUCAGAGGACUCCCUCGACACCAAAGAGAGCUGUCUGGCCGCCGUGGGAGUUGGCAGACCAGGCCACUUGAGAGGCAGGUGUGCCCACACCCCGGCCAGUGCAUGCUUGGCCAUGGACGCGGACGACGAGGCUGUCCUGAACCUCAUCGCCGAGUGCGAGUGGGAUCUCAGCAACCCUCCUGGCAGUGCAAGCUCCACGCAGGAGUGCGAGGCCGACUGCUACAGCCCCAAAGUGGCUUUCAGUAAACCGGAGCCCAGAUAUCCGCUGAGCCCUCAGUCCAUGCAGCACCAGCGUGGGGACUCCACCCAGGGCCACAGGAGAAGGAAAAGCCACCCCCGAGGGCGCUGCCCAGAGAAGACACUGCAGAACCCUUGCAGCGGGGAGCCCGAGGCCAGCUGCUUGUUCAAGCCCCGCGCCCACUUCACCCCCUACCCAGACUCUGUGAUGGAGGACGUGGCCUCCUCUUCUCAGAAAUCAAGUUUGUCAACAUGGCAGGUGUCAGAACCUCUGCCCACGCCCGAAACAUGCAGAAAGACCCGAGGGCCUGGCGGGAGAGCCCAGGAGUGCCCCAGCCACCUGGGGAGGACCAGUGGGCCCCCCAGCCCUGAGGGGAGCCUGAGCACACCACGCAGAUCGGAGAGCAGAAGCGAGGGGGCUUCUUCUCGCCCUGAAGCCUCAGAGACUGACAUGCAGAGCCAGUCCUGCGGCGUGAGCGCGAGUGACUGUGGAGAGCCGCCCCCAGCAUGCUCGCCUGCGCGGCCCAGGAGGAAGGCUACCCCCGAGGCUGCGCUCCUGCAGGCCCUGCUCAACCUGGUGGAUGGGUACUGGGGCAGCCACAGGCCCCUGCAGAGCCAUGCAACUUUCCUUGCACAGGCCCGGCACAUCCUGUCAUCUGCAGGAGAGCUUGCAGCAGCCCGGGACACGGCCACAGCCGUGAGCGAGGAGCUCUGCCAGAGUCUGGAAAACGGCACCUUGCCAGGCCACCCUGCCGAGCUGCAGCAGCACUCCAGGCAGACGGCCGACAUGCUGGCGGCACUCAGCAGCACGCGUGGGGAGAUGGAUGACUUGAGACAGCACUUAGACAGAUCUUCGGAGGAGAGUAGUAGCCUGCGGUCCCUUCUCAGCAGCAUGAAGGCGGAAGUGCAGACCACAGGCACCACCACCGCCUUACGGGCUGAGAUCACGGGACUCGAGACAAGCGUGAAGCAACUCUCCAGCGAGAUCGCGGAGCUGAGGCAGCACCUGCAGCACUACGACCAGAUCCAGGAGCUCACCCGGAUGCUGCAGGAGAGCCACAGCUCCCUGGUCAGCACCAACGAGCACCUGCUGCGAGAGCUGGGCCAGGCGCGGGCGCAGCACCGGGCAGAGGUGGAGCAGCUGCACUGGAGCUACCAGGAGCUCAAGAAGACCAUGGCCCUGACCCUGCAUGGCAGUGCCGGCCCGGGUGGCCGCCCAGCUUGCUGACCGCCAGGCAGGCCUACCCACCUACAGUCACCUCCCUGGCCCACGGACUCCCACCAUGGAGGGCCUGCUGGUGGGCGCUUGCACUUGGGACCUGCAGCCCUGAGUUCUGGAGUCCCUGAGUGGCGGGUACCCAGAGCCCGUUAGUUCUUCACGGGACCCCUCGAGAGAGCUACGUACCAUAGUUAAGGACUUGGUGCGUGUGAUUUCUUAUGUAAUGAACUAACGGUGUUCUGAAAAGUUAGCUUUCUAACUGGCUGUUUAUAAACUGUUUAUAAACAGUUUCUCUCGAUUGUUUUAUUAAAGCUAUGCGCCAUAGUAGUUGAGGAAUAAAGAAGUUCUAAGAUUUACUAAAAGUAACACAUAAAGAUGUAGACAAUAUUUAUAAGACUCCUUUUAUGCUAUUAACAUAUCAUAGUAAGAACCGCCCCCCAAGCCUCGGCUCCUCUGCCUCACCUGAGGGUGCCGCCGCAGGUCGGGAACCCACCUUACAUGGAGCUGCUUUCUGGUAAGCCCGGCGGCCUGUGCGUGCACUGUGGGGUGUGUGCAUCAGCGCGGGGCUGCGGAGAGGAAGCCCGGGGAGUCCCCUCUCCUCUUGGCAUUGGAGCACACGCCGCCCAGUGUGUCUUACCAGGCAGUCAGCCAUGGGGAUGCAGCACCGGAACCACUGUGCCGCCGGCCGGCCCACAAUGG